UGAAAGCUCACAAAGAGAGUAUAUGCUGCCACUUUAAGAGUGUCGAUCAGCGUCCCUCUCAUUGGAUGGUGGAGGUGGAUGCUGUGCACCAAUAGGAUUCAGAACUGUACAAAGCAAUCUAGUCCCUGCCCCCAUGCAGCCUCAGCGCUGUUACACUUACAAUGCAACGAGCUCGAGGAGAGACAGCAAUGAGCUCGUAUUUUCGGAGAUUUAAACAUGGAUUUUAGCUUACAACCAUGCUCAAACGUUGUGGCAUUUAUUCGCUGGGGGUAUUUCCUAAUAUCAUGGAUUCCAACAUGGUUAUAAACCGGAUCUCGAUUGGAAAUGAUGUGUUAUAGCGGACCAAGGAUGACAAAGACAAUAGGAUACCGAGACUGGAGAUGGCAGGCGCUCUGGUGGCAUCAUUUCUUUCUCUUGUGGAGUACAAUAAGCGGACAGACUCGUUACAGCAUCCCGGAGGAACUGAAACAGGGCUCUGUGGUAGGAAAUCUAGCCAAAGAUCUGGGUUUGGGACUAUCAGACAUUUUUGACCGUAAGCUGCGCGUCGCCUCUGAGGCUGGUGAGCAGUAUUUCAGUGUGGAUGCAGGGAAGGGCGAGCUGGUGGUGAAUGACAGAAUAGACAGAGAGGCUCUAUGUGGACAAAGCGUCAGCUGUGUGUUGCCUCUGCAAGUAGUUGUUGAAAACCCUUUGCAGUCUCAUCGAAUUGAAGUGGAAAUAAGAGACAUAAAUGACAAUUCUCCUAGUUUUCCUACACAGGAGAUUAACCUUAAAAUACCAGAAUCAGUUGCACUAGGCAGACGUUUUCCUUUGGAGAGCGCAGAGGACCCUGAUGUUGGAAGCAAUUCUUUGAAAACGUACUCACUGAGUAAAAAUGAUUAUUUUUCUCUAAAAUUUAAAGACACAAAAAAUGGUAAAGCUGUCCCAGAAUUGGUUUUAGAAAAGCCUUUAGAUCGGGAAAAGAAUGCUCUCCAUCAGCUGCUGUUGACAGCGUUAGAUGGAGGAAAUCCAGUCAAAUCGGGAACCUGUAAGAUUAUUAUUACUGUACUUGAUAAUAACGACAAUUUUCCAGUUUUCAAUGAAAAUGAAUACAAAGUGUCUUUAAAGGAGAACAGCACCAAAGGAACAUUUGUAAUCAAACUUACAGCUACAGAUGCUGAUGAUGGUCUUAAUGGUGAAGUUAAAUAUUCUUUUGGGUCCCGCACUCCAGACGUCAUGCUAUCGAUAUUUGAAAUCAAUGAUAUAACAGGAGAAAUCGUAUUAAAAGGAGCCCUAGAUUAUGAGAGCUCUAAAUCAUACCUAAUCGACAUAACUGCUAAAGACAAAGGCUUCCCCGAAAUGGAGGGUCACUGUCGUGUACAGUUGGACGUAAAGGAUAUAAAUGAUAAUGCUCCAGAAAUUGUGCUCACUUCAGAACCCAGUCCUGUGCGCGAGGACGCACCAAGUGGCACAGUAGUGGCUUUGAUUAGUGCACGAGACCUUGACUCUGGUGAUAACGGUAAAGUGAAGUUACAUCUUCCCAAACGGUCUCCUUUCACUCUGAAACCAUCGUUCUCUAAUAAUUACGAACUGGUUACCAGUGGUCCUUUAGACCGAGAGAGUUUCUCAGAGUAUAAUAUAGACAUAACAGCCACUGAUUCAGGCUCUCCUCCUCUGUCCAGUAAGAAGAUGAUACCUGUCAGCAUCACUGAUGUGAAUGAUAACCCUCCUAUAUUCACCCAGCCCUCCUAUAAUGUGUAUUUAAAAGAGAAUGGGGUACCAGGCUCUAUACUGUACUCAGUAUCAGCAUCUGAUCUGGAUUUUGGUGAAAACGCCAAAAUCUCCUACUCCAUCUUGGACUCUAAAGUGCAGGACGUGUCUGUCUCCUCUUAUGUUUACAUUAACUCAGAUAACGGCAGCAUCUACAGCAUGCACUCGUUUGACUAUGAGAAGCUGAAGGUGUUUCAGAUUCAGGUUCAGGCAAAGGAUCAGGGCUCUCCGUCUCUCAGCAGCAACGCCACUGUCCAUGUUUUUAUCCUGGACCAGAACGACAACGCCCCCGCUGUUAUUUACCCCUCCUCCGCUGCCCUGGGCUCCCUCUCUCAUCAGAGGAUGCCCCGCUCCGCUAAAGCGGGUCACCUGGUCACCAAGGUGACGGCCGUGGACGCUGACUCGGGCCAUAACGCCUGGAUCUCCUACAAACUGGCGGAGGCCUCAGACGCCUCUCUGUUCACUGUCAACCUGUACACAGGGGAGGUGAGGACUAAACGCGCUGUGUCCGAGCAGGACGACUCCUCUCAGAGGCUGCUUAUAGAGAUCAAGGACGACGGGGAACCGGUCCAGUCCGCCACCGUCACGGUGUCCAUCCUGCUGGAGGACGGCCUCCAUGAGCCCAUCUUAGACCUCCGACACAAAGUGGCCGAGCCCAGCAGGAAAACUGGCAGAAUCACCCUUUAUUUGAUUCUCUCUCUGGCCUCGGUGUCCGUGCUGUCUCUGGUGACUUUUCUCAUCUUAGCGGUUAAAUGCAUGAGGACCAGCAGAAGCAGCGGUAGUUGCUGCAUGAGACGGACCGACUGUGAUGGUUACAAGAACCCCAACAGAAACCUGCAGAUCCAGCUCAACACUGAUGGACCUAUAAAGUACGUGGAGGUCCUGGGAGGAGACAUGAUGUCUCAGAGUCAGUCCUUCAGGUCCUGUAUGUCUCCGAUGUCAGAGUACAGUGAUUUCACUUUGAUUAAACCCAGCAGCACCACUGACUUUAAGGAGGUCAUCAGUGUUCUGGAUGCGUCUUUACCCGACAGCACCUGGACCUUUGAGAGCCAGCAGGUGAGCUGAAAACAGUAGACCUACUGUGUGAUUUUACAUCGUUGUAUACAUUUUUUUGUAAACUUUAAGUAUUUUACUGGCCUCUGAUAACAUGGUGUUUUGUGUUUGUUUAAACAUAGAGUACAAGUAAUCAAUUACGAGCAUUUGUUCUUUCUUUCUUUUCUUUUUAAUGUUCCUAAGCUAAACAUAGUGUUUGGCGUUCUGGUGAUAUCCCCCCGUGGUUAUACACGUAGUUUCCACAAUAUUACAGCCUAACAUGUUAUAUUAGCAUUUCUUUUAAGCAUUUGUACCAGUUUGAUAAAGCAACCCAUAUAUUGAGUUGUUCAUCACUACGUCCUCAUUCCAACCCAGUUAUCUUUAUCAACAAAUCAUAACCACAACAUGCUGGACCUCUAUUGCUCGCUUGCUCUCUAUUUGUAAAGUUGAUUUUAAUUUUUCACCCUGUCCAUUUUUUUUAUUCAAAUGCUUACGUGUGUCAGAGUUCAGAUUUUGUAGUUGGCUCUGUUUGCAUGGUACUGCAUUUUAGGAUGCUGGAUUGCUCCCUGUAUAGUUGUAUGAAUGGCACUUUGUUUCAGCACCACACAGCUGGACAGCGACACACUGAAUAGACUUGCUUAUAACAGGGCUGAACUGCUUUCAGUAACCUCGUUGCACAAUACACUCAUUUGUAUUCUGAUUCAAGUCAAAAAAAUAGUUUGUUUCAUCAAAAGUUGAAAUAACCAGAAAAUAGACAGAUUAUAUUUUCAUAAUCAGAUUUAUUUUUAUUUAAAUUUACAUUAUGGGUGAUAUAUAGCAGCUGA
Molecule: messenger RNA, 3602 nt
Organism: Sebastes umbrosus (honeycomb rockfish)
Lineage: Eukaryota; Metazoa; Chordata; Actinopteri; Perciformes; Sebastidae
Product: protocadherin gamma-C5-like
Exons: 1
Coding region: 325-2811 (828 amino acids)
Biological process (GO): homophilic cell-cell adhesion
Cellular component (GO): plasma membrane
Molecular function (GO): calcium ion binding
Source: RefSeq, a predicted model, not a curated record